Trichoderma harzianum CBS 226.95 is the source of this 1154-nucleotide messenger RNA. RefSeq lists its product as hypothetical. Gene Ontology annotation, cellular component: plasma membrane; fungal-type vacuole. The transcript is spliced from 3 exons. The coding region runs from base 182 to 1027 and encodes 281 amino acids. Lineage: Eukaryota; Fungi; Ascomycota; Sordariomycetes; Hypocreales; Hypocreaceae. The record is from RefSeq and is a predicted model, not a curated record.
GCGGUUUUGCGGGAGGGUGUGCGUGGAAGGUGUCCUAUAAGUGCCUUCGAGCAGCAUAAAACAAAACGAGGUUUCUUGUGAAAAUUGUCUAUUCAUUUUCAUUAUUCUUAGUUUCAGUUGGUUUCCUUUGUUUUUCUUUUUCAAUUUCACUCCUUGAAUUACGUUGUUUAGACCAUUAGACAUGAACUCUACAACAAAUGGAACCAGCCACAUCCCUCCAAACGGCAUCGGCGCUCUGACUUUCACGCCGAUGCUUGCACCAAAUGCUAUAUUCACCACCGUAUAUACAAUCCUCCUCAUCAUACAACUCGUCCUUACCGUUCGCUUCUGGCGCUACUAUGGCUACGCAAUCGGCAUGCUGGGCGGCCUCAUCCUCGAGCUCGUGGGCUACAUCGCCAAGGUCCAACUCUCUCACAACCGAGCAGACAAGAACGGAUACAUCAUGUACAUCAUCGGCCUCACUCUAGGCCCUACAUUCCUCUCCUCGUCGCUAUAUCUUGGCAUCAGCGCCCUGCAAAGACACUACGAAGCAGCCCGGUUUUCGCAUCUCAGCCCCAAGCUCUUCGCUACCAUGUUUAUUCUAGGGGAUUUCAUCUGUCUUUGCUUCAUUGGAUGCGGAGGCUCGCUCGCGGCAAUCUACGCUGAGAAUCCGAUUGGAGUCGAUCUUAUGAUUGCAGGGCUGGCCACUCAAGUUCUGUUUACAACCAUAUUCUGCAUUCUGCUUGCAUUGGUGUGCAGAAAGAUACAUUAUCAUCUUGCUAAAGACAAUAAGAUCAGCUACAUAUAUUGCGUAGCAACAGCUGCCAUCUGUCUUUUCAUUCGCUCUUGCUGGCGUGUGGCCGAACUAAAUGGAGGUUUCAACGGCCCUCUAUCAGACAAAGAAGGCAUCUUUAUUGCCUUGGAUUCCAUUCCCAUGAUCAUCAUGUCGGUUCUCCUGACAAUAACUCAUCCAGAGUUUUGGUUCGACAAACGAAGCCAUCUGAGGGUAAGAUCAACGAGCGGCAUCAGUUUAGACAGUAAAGUUUGAUUAACCGUAUGUGUAUAUAUUUCAAGAGAAACAUUGUCUAGACAAUAGAACAUACCAAUUUUUUUUUUUUCAAAUAUAUCCCAGAUCUGACCAUGUGCCAAUUAGCUAUAGGAGACAUUCGCAGCAU